This is a messenger RNA of Pangasianodon hypophthalmus (striped catfish), 3695 nucleotides long. It is a transcript of the gene myclb, whose product is annotated as MYCL proto-oncogene, bHLH transcription factor b. NCBI's taxonomy places the organism in Eukaryota, Metazoa, Chordata, Actinopteri, Siluriformes, Pangasiidae. Gene Ontology annotation, biological process: regulation of transcription by RNA polymerase II. Gene Ontology annotation, molecular function: protein dimerization activity; RNA polymerase II cis-regulatory region sequence-specific DNA binding; DNA-binding transcription factor activity, RNA polymerase II-specific. The record is from RefSeq and is a predicted model, not a curated record. The coding region runs from base 389 to 1630 and encodes 413 amino acids. The transcript has 3 exons.
AAUACAGAGCUGUAGUUGUUUCACGGAUCCAUAGUGAGUUGAAGCGGCAGCGCCGGUUAGAUCCAGCCUUAAUACUCUGCAUCAGCUUGGACGAAAGAGAACUGAAAACACGGAUCAGCUGCACCGAGAAACCUGCACGCAAGAAGGACAUUUUUCUCCAGGACGCUGUAAAGCUUAUUUAUCGGGAAGCUUCUGUUGGUGAAUUGAGUUUAUGACACUGAAAGCUUUGUGAAGAAACUGGGCUACACAAGGAGAGCUAUUUUUCGGCGCAGUCACUCGGGAAUUUCGCAACUCAAAUCAAUGUCUUGCGGGAUACAGACUCUGGAGGAUAUCUUACGAUCUUGUUUGUUCUGACUUGUGGCUGGUGCUCACUUCUGAAAGACUCUAAAUGCCAGGAAUCAGCGCGAGCCCUUUUCCCUAUACAUGCUGGGACAUGGAGGAGCCGGAUCAGUACCAACACUACUUCUACGACGACCAUGAUGCAGAUGAAGACUUCUUUAAGUCCACUGCACCCAGUGAGGGCAUCUGGAAGAAGUUCGAGCUCGCACCCAGUGAGGACAUCUGGAAGAAGUUCGAGCUCGUGCCCACACCGCCCAUGUCUCCUGUAAGGAGGCUGGAUGAAACAUCUGUGUGUCCAUCACUGGGGGACAAACUCGAGUGGGUGUCCCACUUCCUGGGCCAGGACGAUGAGCAUGAGGCACAGUGCAACCUGAGCUCCAUAAUCAUACAGGACUGCAUGUGGAGCGGCUUUUCAGCCUCUCAGAGGCUCGAGAAGGCUGUCAGUGAGCACAUGUUGUGUCAGGGUGGGGCCAAGGUGCCUCUCGUCCCCCAGAUUCCCUCCUCGAGGUCACAGAGUGGUCAUGUGGAGUCGCUAUCUCUCAGCAGUCCGAUGGCGGACUGUGUGGAUCCGGCGGCUGUGUUGACCUUCCCACUGAGCGGCUGCAAGAAGCAGGUGUCCUCUGGCUCUGAGUCACACACUGAUUCAUCUGAUGAGGAGGAGAUUGACGUAGUGACGGUGGAACACAAGCAUGGCAAGUCCCGGCCAGUGAACUCGCGCAAGCCGGUCACCAUCACGGUGCGCGCCGACCCACACGACCCGGGCACAAAGCGCUUCCACAUCUCCAUCCACCAACAACAGCACAACUACGCCGCCCCGUCCCCCGAUUCAGAGCCCCCUCGCAAGAGGAUCCGCCAGGAGACCUCCCAGACUCGGCCAGGCCCCACAGUCCACACACUCGAGAGCAAACCGCACUCACCUGUUGCAUCCGUUUCCAUUCCAGCACACUCCAUGACCAUCUCACCGCCUCUUGCCUCAUCCCAUCAUGGCCCCAAAUCGCAGCCAGCCAGCCCUCAAAGCUCAGACAGCGAGGACAUGGACAGACGCAAGAACCACAACUUCCUGGAGAGGAAGAGACGCAACGACCUGCGUUCACGCUUCCUGGCCCUGAGAGAUGAGAUUCCUGGCCUCGUGGACUGUCCAAAGACGCCGAAGGUGGUGAUCCUGACCAAGGCGACUGAGUACCUGCGUCUGCUGCAUGUCACCGAUAAGCAAAAAGCCCAGGAGAAGAAGCAGCUCAAAAACAAGCAUCAACAGCUCCUUCGGAGGAUAGCAGAACUGAAACGCUCUUAAAGUUCCAGGCCAGUCGAAGGGACCUUGUGAGAGUGCUUGGUUAAAAGUGGGGAUUAUUUAAGAUUUAAGACGUCUGUACAUUUUGUUUUAUUCUCCAACAAUCUUUGCACAUUUGAUUCUGUAGUUAGGGGGAAGGAUACUCCUGGCGUGUUGUGGAUUACAUAAACUUCACUGAGUUUCCCAAAGAAUGCCCUGCUGAUAAAAUGAAAAGGGUCUACCCCCAAAUCUCUUUAUUAUUAAAACCAUCCUAAUCGGGGAUAGUCUAUAAAUUUGAAUUGCUUUGCCAUUUGGGCGUUGCUUGAAAUGUAGCAUUUAGCUUGUAUGCACGUUUGACCACCAUAAUAAAGGUGGAUUUGUGUGAAGAAAUCUUUUAUUAUCUGAUUUAAUAAGUCUUUGCCCUGCUGUGCUGUUACUAAUGUUCAAAAUGAUUUGAACAAUUUGAAAGUGAAGUUUGUGUGGCCCUUGCAAUACUCUAUCAGGAUUGGAGUUCAACGACAGGAAGUUGUUACUGGUUGCCGUUUGUCUAUAAAAAUCACAUAUAUGGUUUAUCAGUUUUCUAAAUGUUCUUGUACUGGUGCACAUCUGAGUCCAUGCCUUACCGACAUAUUUUGUAUAUAAACUGUGAGAUCUGUAACCAUUUGUACAUAAUAGCUCAGCUGUAUAGGUGUGUAAAGUAUAUUAUAUAUGCUUUCCAUUUUAAAUACCAAAAUCGAGGUUGUUGAUUUUAACUUUUUUGUUUUUAUAUAUUUUUCCUUCAUGUGUUCUGAAUCUUGGUUGGCCCACUUGGCUUAAUCUUAUCUCAGAGUAUCUCAAAGCUUCUAUUUUUGUUAACAAAAGUAAAAACAAAAAAAGGUAAACAUGAAAAUGACACUAUAGAACCUUACUUUGCAUUGCUAGUCAGCUUGAUGUUUCCACUGCCUAAUCAUCUUCUGUUUUUUAAGGGGUAUAUAUAAUAUUUGCUUAGUAAUUCAAAAAUGCUGAGAAGAGACUUUUAUAAUCUAUUUUCUUACAAAGUUCUGUGUUUCUUUGUAAUGUUAAUGUCUUUUUCUGUGUUUUCACCCUCUUUUUACAAAAGCUCUACUGAUGGUAUAUGCCUCUUUAUUCAUUUACUAAAGUCCCAUUUUUUAUUACAGUACAUUUAUUCUUCCUCGUGCAAUAUCCUUCGAAUCACGCAACUUUACAGCUCUUCUGGAAUAAUGUCAUCAUGCUGCAUGGUGCACUGCUUUCUCACACCUAAACUUUCCCCCACUUAACUGAAGAAGCCUUUUAGAGUACCGCUGUUAUUCCAAAGGCUGAUUUGCACAUCAUCUUCUGCCUUAAUCCUUUUCAGAUUCAACCUAGUCACUAUAAAUGGCAAUUCUCCAUUGAAAAUCUCUUUCAGUGUUGGACUAGGCCUAAUCGGUCUGAAAAAUAAUCCAAAGAAAAACUAUGGUAGCUCAUUGUUGUAUUUCAUUACUGAUCACUUUCUCCAUUCCUGAGACUUUCAGGCCUCUUUAUCUCUAAAAUGCAUAUACCAUCAGCAAGCUUAACACUCUCAGUCUUAUUUAUGUUUAUUUUCCGGUGGAAUAGCCAAGCUUUAAGAAUGCAUUUGUUACUGUUAAAAUUGUCACAUAACUUAACUUCUUUUUGCUGAUUUUUUUUUUUUUUUUUUUUAAUUUUUUAUUCAUUGCUCUUUUUUCACUUUGUCUCUCCUAGUGGCUAAUUGUUACACUUGGAGCAUAACAGCAGCAUUAAGCACUUUGUGUUUUCAGUACCUCAUGAGCCCGUAGAAGUCAGACAAUUAAUAAAUUCAAAAUCAAAACAAUCAUGUCUCAGUGUUUUCUUUCACUAAAACAUCUAAGUAAUGAAUAAAACACAAUGUAAUGUAAUAGCAAAAUAAUCAGUGACGGUACCAAACAGCAUGUACCAACGUGUUUUAUUCCUCUUAUACUACAACUUUUUAUCUGUUUAUAGUUGUAGUGGUUUGCAAAAGUAUUCAACCCCCUGGAAUUUAUCAGAUUUGUCUGAAUAAUAAAUGAUUAAUAUACAUAUUCUUCCUGUUAGUAUAUUCACCCAACUUGUAUCU